Seriola dumerili (greater amberjack) is the source of this 3007-nucleotide messenger RNA. RefSeq names its product LY6/PLAUR domain containing 1 (gene lypd1). The transcript is spliced from 3 exons. Gene Ontology annotation, biological process: acetylcholine receptor signaling pathway. The record is from RefSeq and is a predicted model, not a curated record. NCBI's taxonomy places the organism in Eukaryota, Metazoa, Chordata, Actinopteri, Carangiformes, Carangidae. The coding region runs from base 106 to 528 and encodes 140 amino acids. Gene Ontology annotation, molecular function: acetylcholine receptor inhibitor activity.
GUGUCAGGCUCACCAUGCCAGGCUGCCAGCUGCUCUGUCUCUGCGCCUCCGAGCCGGCGAACAUCCGUCUCCCAUGUUUCUGCUCAGAGUUGCACUAAGCGGACGAUGCGGCUGUUCACGGUCUCAACUUUGCUCCUGUUCUUCCUCAGCUCAGGGCUGGCUCUGCAGAUUCAGUGCUACCAGUGUGAGGAGAUGACACACGACUGCUCCACCCCAGAGUUCAUCGUCAACUGCACUGUGAAUGUGCAGGACAUGUGCCAGAAGGAGGUUCUGGUGAAGGAUGACGGGAUACACUACCGCAAGUCCUGCGCCUCAUCAGGAGCUUGUCUCAUCGCUUCUUCCGGCUACCAGCAGUUCUGCACCGGCAAGCUCAACUCAGUGUGCAUCACCUGCUGCAACACACCGCUGUGUAACGGACCGCGCCAGAAGAAACGACCACAACCGUCCGCUGCCAUCGCCCUGACCCCGCCACGGCUCCCCGCGUUUACUCUCUGCGUCCUCCUCCUGCUGUCCUCCGCCCUGUGCUGACAGACCUUCAUUAACUGAGUUAAGAUGUGCAUUUAAAAAAAAAAAAAAAAUGCUCUGCUGCCGACAGCGGGGAAGACAUGAACCAGAACUGUGUAAGCUGAGAUGUACAGUACAUACUUCAAAAUGUAUAUUCUCUAAGGCGCGUGGAAGCUGUGUACAGUAUUUGUUUUCCUCACUCCCCUGCUUUCUGUCGCAGCUUGCCUCCAAAGUUCAAACACCACGCAGCACUGGGAAGUUUCAUCAUCAAAAAAAAAAAAAACUGCAUCUGCUGCUGCAAGUGGCGCGGGGUAAGGUGAGGUGGAGGACAGAGCCGUGGAUGACACCGCUUCUAGCUAUUUAUUGGACAGCAGGUGGCUCAUCCUCGUUUGUCUUUAUUUAUUUACACUGCAAGGUCAAAUGAGGCAUAUGGCAGGAAAGAAAAAGUAAGACCAGAUUCAUCGCUCAUUCUCCCAGCCUUAGGAAAAGAUCUCCAGAUUAAAUAAGUCCAUGAUUAACAAUCGCCAGGUUUGCAGUUUAUUUAUGAACUGAAUAAGACUCAUGUAUGAUAUGUAUGACAAUGAUGUUGUUUAAUGAGUCCGGAAACAAAGGUGUGCAGUCAUGGAAUGAGGGAGCGGAUGAAGGAGGAUGCAGCCCUCAAGCCUCUCACAGGUACAACAUAAUUUCAUCAGAGUGACAGCUCUGCAAUAACCAGCUGUGGAAGCCAUAAAAAAAACAUCCUGUUUUAGCCUGAAACUUUUCUCUGCUUAUUCUGUAACAGCUGUUGCAGUCGGCUCACAGAUAUUGUACAUAGAGCUACAAGAGCAUGCUGAAAUACACAGAAACCUUUUUUUGCAUUGCAUUGAAAGGGACACGGAGAGUGGCUGUCAGUGACUGAUGGACCACGCCAACUUUUUGGGAGUUUUGCCCUGCAGUCACUUUAGAGAGAGACUAUACGACACUGAAAGAAUAUCUGAAGUUAUCCUUUAUGACAGGAGGUAAUGUUAUUACUGAAAAUCUAAUUGUAAGAGUCACUUGCUUUUGCCGUGGUUAAAGUUAAAAUAUGAAAAAUGUGUUUCCUGCAGAUUUGAGCAUUUCUUUGGACUGAACCGAACCUUAAAGGUACCCUGCGUUUCCUUGUAAAUAAACAGUUAUGUUUACAUUCAGUGUGUCUCACAAAAAGGUAUUGUGUGUAUCCUUGAGGUCCAACAGACAUGUGAACAUGAACGUGUCCCUGCCGUCCUGUCUUCCAUCUGCAUUGCUAUGUUUCUUGGGGUUUAAGCGCCAUCAGCCAUUAUGCUUAUUGUAUGGGAGACUGUCCUCUAAAGGAUCACGGCAACAGUUUCAGCCAGUGCCGUAGAACAAUACAUGUUUACCUUAUAGUGACAUAGCCCCUGGUGGCAUGGACAAACAACAUAUUUUGUUGUUUAAUUUAGAGGACUUGAGUAUCUAAUACAUAAACUCUCCGACAACAACAUGCAGGACACUACUACUACUUUAUUUAUUAUAUAAGUAUCAACCUAGUGUACAUGGGGAAAUCUCCUUCAUCGGGAAAUAAUUGGUUAUUCACUCAAGGCACAGAAUAGUUCAUUCCAAUGAAAGUUGUGCACUGUUUGCAUAUAAAUAAUUCAGGCUUACUCUGACUCACUCAUUUUUUGGCCCAUGGUGAAUUCCUGCUGUCUCGCCGAAGCUUUUUUCUUAUUUACUUCUCUUCUUGACGUUUCCAAGUUAAUUGGACCUAGAGGGUCACAUUCUGAUAAUACAGAGAGAGAUUUCUGAGGUUUAUGAGGCUCAUUUAAUUAUAUUAACCAUUUUAUAGCCGCUCAUUUUAUAAUGAAUGUGUAAAGGGAAAAGUCUCUUUGGGACCAGCUGUUCCUGAAGUCACGCAUGCACCAUGCAUUCACACUUCCACCCUCUGCAGUCAACAGGAAAGCAUAAUGUGUCACCAUCAAGUUCAUGAGUGUGUAUAUGAGUGUGUAUAUGAGUGUGUAUAUGCGUCCUCGUGCAAUAUUGUCGAGUAGGAGAUGUUCUAUAAUAUACUUACACACGUUCACUGUUUCUGUGAGUGUAUAUUUUGCAACAUGCUUGAAAAUGAGACGAUACAUGAAUUAAAUUUGAAUUCAAAUUCAGUUUGCAAUUUGAACAUAUAUGCAGAGAUCACAAGGACCUGCACAUCAAAACAACGCUCCACGGCAUCACAGCAUGGUCAGAAAACGCCAUUGUUUCCCUCCAACGUUAACGCAACCUGUGGGGUCUUCAUGCUUAACUGAAUCUUUGAGUUUUUGUAAAAUAAUUUUCUGGCUUGAUAGUAAUAUCACAUUCACAUAGUUAAAGUGAUGGUUCUGGGUAUUUGGCGUGGGGUUGUGUGAGGUUGUGCGUAGUGAUACGGUAGUUCAAACGGUUCACAGCUGUAGUUCUAAAGUGAGAGGCUGUUUGAUGGAGGUAAAGUGGUGAAAAUAUUCAAAAAUAAAACGUACACUUAAACUGAUACUGAUCUUUUUUU